Messenger RNA from Staurois parvus, 469 nucleotides. The record is from the annotation of a GenBank genome assembly. NCBI's taxonomy places the organism in Eukaryota, Metazoa, Chordata, Amphibia, Anura, Ranidae.
UGGUGCGCUGUGUCCCUCGGGCACAGCGGAUCACCGAUCAACGGAAAGAGCCAAAGAUGUCGGCUCGGUCACAGCUGAUCGCAUGUAAAUAGGGAGAUGCCGGUUAUUGGCAUUUCUCUUCUCACGAGCUCAGUGCUACCUGUCAGUGUCCAUCAAUGCCAGCUGUCAGUGCUCAUCAAUGCCACCUGCCAGUGCCCAUCAGUGCCUCAUCAAUGCCACAUAUCAGUGCCUAACAGUGCACAUCAAUGUCACAUAUAACUGCCCAUCUGAGCUGCCUUUCAGUGUCACCUAUCAAUUCCAGUCAGUGCCACCUAUCAGUGCUGCCAAUCAGUGCCAGUCAGUGCUGCCUAUCAGUGCACAUCAGUGCCGCCUAUCAGUGUUCAUCAGUGCUGCCUAUCAGUGCCAACUAACAGUGCCAGUCACUGCCGUCUAUCAGUGCCUGUCAGUGCAGCCUAUCAGUGCUCAUCAC